AUGCAAGCUUUCCUCAGAGCAGCCAAUGGAGCGCGUGAGAACACUGGGGUGCUCAAGGCGUAUUUGGAACUGAUCCGCGACUUGGCCUAUGACAUUGAAGACAGUCUCGAGGAGUUCAUGGUUUUCAUCAAGCACAAGAGCCUUCUGCAGCAACUGCUUAGCUUGCGAGCGCGUCAUCGCAUUGCUGUCCAGAUACGCACUCUCAAACUUAAGAGUCCAGGAGCACUAUAUGUUGAGGAAACACAGCUAUUUGGUUUGGAAAAACAGAAGGAGAAACGAAUGGACUUAAUGGCCAAACCUAAGGUGCCUGUGGACAUGGAGCCAGGAAUAAGCAGAUCUGGUCCAAGAGUGGUAUCUGUUGUUGGAAUGGGUGGCCUUGGCAAGACAACUCUUACCAAGAAAGUGUAUGAUAGCAAGGAUCUUGGUGACAUUUUUGAGAUCCGUGCUUGGAUUGCAGUGUCUCAAUCAUUUGACCCAAAAGAGCUUCUCAAAGAGAUGAUCAAGCAACUCUUUGGGGCUCACUCAUUGAAAGAAUUCUUAGAAGAACAUCAAGGGCAAGUGCUGGAAGUAAAACACCUCACGAACUACCUGCGUGGAGGACUCCUGGAGAGAAAGUAUCUUGUUGUUCUGGAUGAUGUUUGGACCCUUGAUGCUUGGAAUUGCAUGUGUCUUGCUUUCCCGGAGAACACCCCCCCCUCACAGAUAUACCAACCUGAAAUCCUUGAGGAAAAAGAUGCUAGAAGCUUGUUUCUGAAAAAGACAAAUAAAAGCUCAGGUGACUUAGACAAAGAUGAUCGUACCAAGGGAAUAGUUGAGAAGAUACUGAACAAAUGCGGAGGACUACCACUCGCCAUAGUGACAAUAGGAGGCCUACUAGCCAACAAGGAUACAAGGGAGUGGGAGAAUCUGUACAAUCAACUCCCUUCAGAACUUGCAACCAAUCCUAGCCUUGAAGCACUGAGGCGAGUGGUUCAUCUUAGUUACAACCAUUUGCCUUCACAUCUGAAGCCUUGCUUUCUGCAUCUCAGCAUCUUUCCCGAAGAUUUUGAGAUUGAACGCAAACACCUGGUGGAUAGGUGGGUAGCUGAAGGGUUUGUAACAAUUGCUACUAAUAGGAGAACACUUGAAGAAGUUGCUGAAAGUUACUUCUAUGAACUCAUCAGUCGAAGCAUGAUUCAACCAGCUAAGUUAGAUGCUCUUGGAAAUGUGAAGACUUGCAGGGUUCAUGAUAUUGUGUAUGAUAUUGCAGUGUCAAUCUCUAGCCAGGACAACCAUGUUUUCUUAGUUGAAGAGCAUACAAGUUCCACCACUACAUCAAAAGAAAGCAUCCGGCACAUAUCAUGCUUUGCGAAUAGGAAACUGAAUAUUGGCAUGGACUUAAGCUGUGUUAGGUCUUUUACUGUGUUUGGAGAACCUUUGGAGCCAAUAGCGUCACUUUGUUCUUCUAAAUUCAAGAUGCUCAGGGUUCUGGAUCUUAAAAAUGCAGAUUUCCGUGCAGAGCAACAAGACAUCAGAAACAUAGGGUUGCUGCUACACUUGAAGUACUUGCAUUUUCCUAAUAUGGUUUCAGACAUGUAUUCUCUUCCAAGAUGCAUAGGAAACCUGCAAGCCUUGCAGAUUCUGGACAUACGGAAAUCAAGUUUUUCGGCACUACCAACUAACAUGACUAAAGUUCAAAAUCUUCGCCGGUGCAGCAGGGUACCAGGAAUUGGUUAUAGCGCCUUAGAUUUAUUGAAACUAGCCACCCAUGGUGAUGGUAAUAAUGCAACUGCCAUUCUGCACAUGACCUUGUCUAGCUGCUGGUCUUUUUCAUCUGGCAUCAAAGUACCAAAAGGAGUGGGAAGUUUAAAAGAGCUACAAAUACUAGAGAAGGUUGAUAUCAAGCGAACAAGUCGAAAAGCAAUUAAAGAGCUAGGGGAACUAACUCAGCUAAGGAAGUUAGUUGUGAGAGGCAAAGGGGCCUCCAAGAAAAAGUGCAGUGCAUUCUGUAUAGCUGUGCAGAAGCUGUCCUCCCAAUGUGGGUACUAA
Miscanthus lutarioriparius is the source of this 2028-nucleotide messenger RNA. The record is from the annotation of a GenBank genome assembly. NCBI's taxonomy places the organism in Eukaryota, Viridiplantae, Streptophyta, Magnoliopsida, Poales, Poaceae.